GAUUGUUGAAUCCACUGUGAAGCUGGCGAUAUGAAGAUGAUUGAUGAUUUUGACCGAUUGAGAAAAACAUGAAUUCAUUCCUUCAUGCACAUUACACGCGAAUUCUCUCUACUUCUGCUUUCACAUGCGCUCUUUUCAUCUCGGAGAGGCAGUUUUCUUUCUAUACUAUACUGUAGCCUAUAGCUUGAUAGAAUCGGCUGUUUGUCAUAGUUACUAUUAUCAAAAAGGGUGGCUACAGCAUGUCUGACAGCUGUAUGUCAUAGCCAUGGGCGUUUUGUCUUGGCAAUGUGAGAGAUAAGGGCCAGUAAAAAGCGAAUUAUGCACAUGGAUAUCCAAAUUUAUCUGUGUGGAAAUACAGCCAUAUGUGACCAGCGUGUAGUCUGGAAGUAAAAUGUCUCGGUGUCUUGUGAUGCUGAAGACCUCUGAUGAAAUGGUCAACGGCACUGAGGGCGCACGGAUCCCUCGCCUCAGCUGAGUAGACGACCUCCUACGGACUUACUUCACGUCACCCCGCCUGUCUGCCUGCCGUCUCCUCCCUAAAACCUCCGCUGCGACCAUCCCUUUGAGCGACUCAAGACUGGGGGGACAAAAAAGAGAGACCGAGAGAGACAGAGGGAGAAAGUGAGAGAGCCCAGAUACGCUCAGACUUCCAACAUCUCCUAGACUACCUGCUCCUCCAGCACAACAAGGGGAGGAGGACGCACAAGUGCAGGCGCGUCCAUGCGUGCCAGCCGAAUAAGACAAUAAGCGGACAAAGGACCACAGAUCCAAUAAUUGGAAUAAGACUUUAUGCUAAGAACUCUUUGGGAAAGAGCACAGCUCUGCUACAAGAACAAGACAGCCUAAAUGAGUACAUGGUAAGAAGAGUCAUGCAUCUCAACAGAGAAGAAGAUAACAGCAAAGGCUCGGUGUCUCUCAGUGUGUUCCUGGUGUCUGUCGCAUUUGUAGUAUGUGCCGUUUGGCUGGUAGCUCUGUGUGGCGUCUGCACCUGGUGUCAACGUAAGCUGGGGAAGAGGAAUAAACCCGGGGUGGAGGCUGCCAGCUCUCCAGAUUCUGUGAGAGGUCGGGGGGAAAAUAAAGCCAUCAAUGAUCUAGACAGAGACUUUUGGAAUAACAAUGACAGCAGCAACGUGCAACAGAGGUGGAGCUCCUACCCGCCCAAGGAGUUCCUCUUAAACAUGUCUCCCUAUGCUCCCUACGGAGACCCUCGCCUCACGCCCAAUGGGGCCUUGGAUAAGGGUGGGCAGGGCGGUGCUGGACCCUCGCCGGGGGCCAGUGACAGCGGGGGUGGUGCGUGCUCUGGGUCUGGGGCAGGGCCCAGUCGCAGUGACAGCGUUCGGAGCAUGGUGACGGGGGGCAGCAAGGCUGGGCGCUGGCAGACGGUCCAGAGCCACAUGCAUGCCGGAGGCCUGCGGUUUAGCAAUUUUGGGGACGCUUCUCUCUCGUCCGCUUCCACCCUGGAGCACAUCCCGUCCUCGGCCGUGGCACGUCCUCGGCCCCUGGUCCGGCAGCAGAGCCUCCAACAGCCCCUCACUCACCAGCCCCCUCCGGGUCCUAACGACCCCCCAGUCACCUCACAAAGCCUGGGCCAGCUGCACACGGGCCCAGGCGGCGGGGGCCACCGUGGGGGCCCGCGUGGGGUCCGGGGGAGUCCGGCUGGAGCCUCCCGGUACAGAGCAGGAGCAGGCCGAUCGAGGUCAAAUCCUGGCAGCUGGGAUCACAUGGUGGAGCAGAUCCGCACCAGAGGGCUGGAUGUCAAGUCUUUCCUUGAGGGGAAGAUGGUUGUUCUGUCUCUAGCAAUCGGCCUGGCUGAACAGGAUGACUUUGCCAACCUCCCAGACCUGCAGGAAGCACCAGCAAGCAAAGAAAAUGAAACCACACCAGAAAAGAGAACUCCAGGUAACAAACCAGGCAGCAGCCCCAGAGGCCAGACUCCAGAUGAGACUGGACGCCGCCAUGAUGCCAACUCCUCUGUUUCUGACUUGGCCAACUCGGUCACCAGUGACAUGCUCAUGUUGUCUCCAGGCUCGGAGGAAGAUGAUCAUGAGGGGCCAGUGCGUGAGAAGCUCGGUCGUAUUCAGUUCAGUGUUGGAUACAGUUUUCAGGACUCCACCCUCACUGUCAAAAUUCUCAAGGGCCAGGAUUUGCCUGCUAAGGACUUUUCCGGCACUUCUGAUCCAUUUGUCAAACUCUACCUGCUGCCAGACAAGAAGCACAAACUGGAGACCAAAGUCAAGAGGAAGAAUCUAAACCCCCAUUGGAAUGAGACCUUCUUGUUUGAAGGUUUCCCCUACGAGAAGGUGGUCCAGAGGACUCUGUACUUGCAGGUUCUCGACUAUGACCGCUUCAGCAGGAAUGACCCCAUAGGAGAGGUGUCCAUCCCCCUCAACAAACUGGACCUGGCCAACAUGCAGACUUUCUGGAAGGAACUGAAACCAUGCAGCGAUGGCAGCGGGAGUCGAGGGGAUCUGCUGGUGUCUCUGUGCUACAACCCUACAGCCAACACCAUCACUGUGAGCAUCAUCAAAGCCCGCAACCUCAAAGCCAUGGACAUCGGAGGCACUUCUGACCCCUAUGUAAAAGUGUGGUUGAUGCACAAGGACAAGCGCGUGGAGAAGAAGAAGACAGUGGUAAUGAAGCGCUGUCUGAACCCUGUUUUCAACGAGUCCUUCCCCUUUGACGUGCCUGCCCACGUGCUGAGGGAGACCACCAUAAUUAUCACUGUCAUGGACAAGGACAGACUCAGUCGCAAUGAUGUCAUUGGAAAGAUUUAUCUUUCAUGGAAGAGUGGCCCCGCAGAAGUAAAACACUGGAAAGACAUGAUGGGUCAUCCUCGCACUGCCGUGUCCCAGUGGCACGCUCUCAAGGCCUGAGGAACCCAGCAGCCAACCUGCCUACAGUGUUUUUCCCCUGAGAAUUCAGCAUCAGCUUCUUAGCCACUACCCUCUGCACAUAUCUCCAACACCCCCAAUUGCAGUCAUGGGCUGCAGAUAUUGUGUGUCAUCUCUUUGUUCUCAGGCCUCUUUGAUAUCCUCCGCCCUCAGUCCUCGUGACACCAUCUUUAAAUUUCAUCCUUGUCAAGUCCUGAUUCCCACCUGACCCCCUCUCAUCCCCAUGUCUGAACAUAAAAAUGUCCUUGAUGUCUUUACUCACUACUUCCUACUUGUGCCCUAUGAGAGAUCCGUUUUGUUUCGCCCCUCAGUCUUUCCUCCACCUCGUCACACAUUCCCAGUGUUUAACAGCAGAGCAGUACCUCUUGCCACCCAUGAAUACAAACAAACAACUAAAAGUGGAUGGGACUGAUAUUCCCACCAUUCUCAGUGGUGACAAGACAGGCUGCACUCAAACAUGCCUCAAUGGCGCUGACCUGUGCGACCCAUUUACCACCUGACAUCUGGCGUUGCAGUGAGGAAUCUUCCACUCCUCACCUCUGUGUCCAAGUCCUUUUCCGUUAUAAUCACUAUUCCUCCAUACCCUUAAAAUGCCUGACAAAGGAAAAUCGACACAGGCAAUGGGAGAUUGAUGGUCUGUAUUUGGAAUUGGACUCUCAACUUGUGUUUAAUCUGUUUUUUAUUAUUAUUUUUACACUUUUCACUCUUUCUCUGGCACCGCUGUAAUAAUUCUCCCUUGGCUGGAACCCUUCGUUGUCUGUGCGUGCUGUGGGUGAUGUGCUGUAACCCCAAAUGAAGUUCUCCAACAACAACAAAAAAAAUGAACAUCGACAUUUAACUCUGGUCCAAUAGGGCAAGUGUAAAAAAAAAAAACAAAACAAAACAAACAAAAAAAAAAAAUACUAUUUUCUUGGAAAAGAAAUCCCAUAGUUUGGGGAAAAAAGAGUAAAGUGAUUAAUGUUGUGUUAUAUUUUUGGGUUUUCAAAAGAACUUAGAGAAUCAACCUGUUCUUCCAGACACAGAAAAUAAGCAAAAAGCCAGCUUCCGUAAGUGUGGAAGUGCGGGUUAAUCGGUGUGAGUGUGUGUGGUGUGUGUGUGUGUGUGUGUGUGUGUGUGUGUGUGUGUGUGUGUGUGUGUGUGUGAGAGAGAGAGAGAGAGAGAGAGAGAGAGAGAGAGAAUGAGGCAGAUUGUUGGACUUGCACAGUCUAAUUAAAGAUUGACAUUGUUGAAAACAGCAUUGCCCUCAAUAAUGAUGGUGAAAAUAAGGUACUGUUGUUAGCUGAAAAUGUGGGGAGGUCACUUAAGUUAAAGGGUCAGUCCACCCAAAUCACAAACACACAUGCAGCAUUAACUUACGCCUAGCGGUAUCAAGUAAAGCACACAGUAUUACAUGUAUGGGUGUGAUCCCCUGAGGGCACUGCUGCCACUCAGAUGCAGAGGAGAUAAAUAGGAUUUCACUGUGGAUUUGAUUUUAAUUGACGCCCUUAAAUUAAUGAUCUACAAAUCCCUCUGUGAAUGGUUUUUAUUGGAACUAAAAGAAAUUUGUGAAAACAGCAACUGCCCCAAACAAUAUAAAUUACUUAAGUACAACAAACAAAACUCCAUUUGCCUCCAUCACAUUUUGGUGGUGGGUGUCAGCACAGAAAGCCAAACUGAAAUUGUCUGCAUGGCUUGAUACCAUCAGGGGUAAGUUGGCAACAUAUUGUUUUUGUUGGCAUGACAAGUGCAAAUAAAAAAAAAAAAAUCACUCAAGGUCCCCUUAUUUGUUCAGCUGAAUGAAGGUCACAUGUCGGUAAAUGUGCACACAGUGGCGUGGCACCAAUUCACACCAAGCCCAGGACAUCAGCGACAGGGCUAAAAGCACGAAAAUCACUGAAAGCAAAGGCUGCAGCACAGCACCGCUCAGCAAUUUGUUAGUUGUGCUAUGGUGGCACUUUGUGCAAGCAGGGAAACCAAGGUGGUUCAGUGUGGGGUUUUUUUUAUCAUAAGAUCUUGGAUUCAGUGGAGCAAACUCAACCCACUGAGGGAGGACCAUGAGAUGCAGUCUAAAGAAAAAAGAUAGAAAGUGGACCUUGAGUUUAGAUUUUAUUUGUUUAUUUAAUAUUUUGUGAUUUGGGUGAAAUAGCAAUUUUUGAAUGCAGGCAGUAAAAGUCUUUGCUAAGGUUACGGAUAGUAAAAUGUUGAGAAAUCAGAUGUUCCUGUCACCCAUGAUACAAUGAGCUGCGUUAAUCUGUGCAUUAAGCCUGGAAGAGGCCUUACACACUGCAAACUCUUUCUCUUUUUUCAUUUUUUACAGAGAAUUAUGAGUCCAAGGUUGAUAUCAGACCCGAUUUUGUAUUAUUUCGAGGGUUUUAAAGUAGAUACAAGUCAGUCUUCCAGAUGUUUGUCUCACUGCCUGAAUGUGACCUCCCCCAAGUUCCAAAAAAACAUGUGCUGACUGGAUGAUGGAAACAAAUGAGAGUAAUAAUAUGGGGGGGUCUUUUCACAUUCCACUGUUCGUUUUGUCUAUUGGAUGUGGGCAUGUGUGUGUUUGCACUGUGGGUGAGUGUCUUUGAACUUUAGGCUGUGUGGCUGUAUUUGUGAGUCCCUCUGUGUGUGUAUAUAUCUGCACUGAGUUCUGUUUUGCCAGUUUAAUACAGAACGACCUUGUUUACCGUUUUUAUCCUGUAUGAAACGAUCCAGAUUUACAAAAAGAAAUGUUGUUGUUGUUUCGUUUUUUUUUUUUUAAGAGCUGUACUUAUUUAUGAAUCACUGCACUUGUUUGACCACGAUGCUGGAACAAACCUCUCUUCUUAGCAGGGUUAUUUUCCUCAUGUGUGCUUUCAAGCGAUGUUUGGUUUGGGAGGAGGCAAAUCUGUUAUACAUGAGCUGAGAGUGAAGGUCAAAGGGAAAAUGUCACAAACAAGCUUUACCGCAUCCCUAGAAAAGACCUGUUUCCUUAGACUAUAUUAAAAACAGAUUUUUCCAUUCAAAAAGAUGCAGCUACCAACAUUUCGUCCUACCUGUCCUUCUUAUCUGGUCCGACCUGAUUCACCUAGACUAAAAAAAUAUGAAGGGCGACUCCUGAAUAUCUCAGCUGACACCCCGUCAUGCACACAUGCUUUCUGGCACAAAGUGUUGUGUGUUCCUUAUAAAUCCUGCCACGCCUUGCUCUUCACCAUAUGUGCUCCCCCUCCAAGUGUCAGAGAGGAUGGGGGAGAGAGAAAAAAAAAAAAAAAAAAAAAAAGGUGAGACGGGAGAUAAUCAUCACCUCUUUGCAUCACUGUUACCUACGUCUCAGGUCAUCCCAAAAAUAACCAGGGACACAGUCGUCUGUCUGUCCUGAUGGCCUGGUGUGUUACACAAGGCAUUGUUUUUUUUGUGCUGCUGACAAAGCAUUACAUUCCAAAGGCGAACUAUUGGUUUAAUAACAGUUAGGGUUGGGUUUACUUUAGUUAAAAAAAAAAAAAAAAUUGUGCUAGAAUUGUCUCUUCACUGGCCAAAUGCCAUAAACUGGUAGAUUUUACUGGACAAGCUCGCCUCUCUGAUCUAUAGGGCAUUCUCUCAUGGGACUGCUUGAGACAAAGAGAGGUUAACCAGCAACAUUUUAAUUUAUAUAUUGUACAAAUGAUUGUGAAGUGUCCUGUAUGAAAACAAAAAAAGAAAAAAAAUCAUCAGUAUUUACUAGGGUUGUUGAUAUCCGUCUGUCCUUGGUAUCACUCAGCCCCCUCUUUCACUCCCUUUUCUCUUUGUAGUUAAACAUCCGUGGGGUGCACAAUGUUAAAUAUCAACCAUUUAUUUUUUUGGAAAUCUGUACAGUGUAUAUAAAGAUAUAAAUGUGUAUAUAAAACAAAGACA
This is a messenger RNA of Scatophagus argus, 6728 nucleotides long. RefSeq names its product synaptotagmin VIIb (gene syt7b). The transcript has 13 exons. Gene Ontology annotation, cellular component: synaptic vesicle; axon; membrane. Bases 855 to 2873 code for a protein of 672 amino acids. Gene Ontology annotation, biological process: calcium-ion regulated exocytosis; vesicle fusion; regulation of dopamine secretion. NCBI's taxonomy places the organism in Eukaryota, Metazoa, Chordata, Actinopteri, Scatophagidae. The record is from RefSeq and is a predicted model, not a curated record. Gene Ontology annotation, molecular function: phosphatidylserine binding; clathrin binding; calcium ion binding.